Schistosoma guineensis is the source of this 623-nucleotide messenger RNA. The record is from the annotation of a GenBank genome assembly. NCBI's taxonomy places the organism in Eukaryota, Metazoa, Platyhelminthes, Trematoda, Strigeidida, Schistosomatidae.
UCGAUUGCUUGCCUGAAGGUCAAAUACACGUAAACACCGCGAUGAACUGGGUCUUGUUUAGUUUCGUGAGCGUGUUUGUGAAGCUUGCCCUUUCUUGUGACGAGUUUGACGUCAGGCCGGUUACUUACUCUUCAAGCGAAGCAGUUCUCUCCACUGAAACCGUAAUUUUGAUUGAAGGUGAAGCCAAAUGUAAAGAAAAAGGAUCAUCAAAUUUGUACGCCGAGUUAAAUGGAGUCCUUCAACCAGUUGCCCGUCAUAUUGAAACUGACAAUUUUCAAGUAUCGUUCGUCUUUAAUCACAAAGAUGUGCCUAAGGGAGAAUAUACUGUCCGGUUUUACAAUGAAAAAGGUGUAACGGCUUAUCUGAGAUCUUCGAAGGGUGGUUUUGUAUCCGGCGUACCGCCUGUCUUCACAGUCACCGUUCGACAUAAGGGAAUCUCAUUCAAGCCUGUUGUUUAUUCCGAAACAGUGGCACUAUUGACGAUUAUGUUGAUAGCAUUUGGAGCUAUAAUUACGAAAAACAAAUUCUAGAGCUAUUUUUGACACAUUAAGUAUUUAAUUAUAUAUGUACAUUGUUUUUCCUACCAAACAGCCGUUGUAUAGUAAUUAUAAACCUUCAUUCAU